Messenger RNA from Betta splendens (Siamese fighting fish), 562 nucleotides. Its product is annotated as histone H2A-like. Gene Ontology annotation, molecular function: DNA binding; structural constituent of chromatin; protein heterodimerization activity. The record is from RefSeq and is a predicted model, not a curated record. NCBI's taxonomy places the organism in Eukaryota, Metazoa, Chordata, Actinopteri, Anabantiformes, Osphronemidae. The transcript has a single exon. The coding region runs from base 36 to 425 and encodes 129 amino acids. Gene Ontology annotation, cellular component: nucleosome.
AUUCGUACACAAGUUUGAGACAAACAUCGAAUAUAAUGUCCGGAAGAGGAAAAACCGGAGGCAAAGCCAGAGCUAAGGCUAAAACCCGCUCCUCCAGAGCUGGACUCCAGUUCCCCGUGGGUCGUGUCCACAGGCUGCUGCGUAAAGGAAACUAUGCGGAGCGCGUCGGUGCCGGAGCUCCCGUCUACUUGGCGGCUGUUCUAGAGUAUCUGACCGCUGAGAUCCUGGAGUUGGCUGGAAACGCUGCCCGCGACAACAAGAAGACCAGGAUCAUCCCCCGCCACCUGCAGCUGGCUGUCCGCAACGACGAGGAGCUCAACAAGCUGCUGGGCGGAGUCACCAUCGCCCAGGGCGGCGUCCUGCCCAACAUCCAGGCGGUGCUGCUGCCCAAGAAGACGGAGAAACCCGCCGGCAAAGCGAAGUAGACCUGGAUCAGCUGUGAUCCACAAAAACGGCUCUUUUAAGAGCCACGCACACAACCUAAAGAGCAAAGCCUUCAUUUACGUACAGCGUAUUUGUAGAUGACACAAUCAAUACUUGAAUUAAUUAAAGAUGUGACUGA